AUGAUCGAUAAGGAGGGCAUAAUUACUGCCGAAGAAGAGGAAGCGAUCAGAGAGGCUGCUAUUGCUCGAAGUCAACAAUUUCUUGUUGAGCCUCCAACGGUAUCCCAACUCAAAGUUCUGCCUACAGACAAUCGACCGCAACAGUCAAAACAAGCUGCUAUCCUUUCUACUGCAAUUAAACGAAAAUCAACUAGUAGCAAUGGCGAAAGUACAAGCGAGAAAGUGCCACGACCAUCAGAGACUCUAAACAACACUCGAUCGGUUGGGCAAUCUGUGGCACAACCUGCAGUUUCGGCGAUGAAGGUUCUUGGAACCAUACCUGGAAUAGGUAGCUAUGACGCUUCAAGUGACAGUGCUUCAUCCACUGAUAGUGAAGAAGAUGAUGACCAAUACAUUCCUGUUCUACAAACAACUCGUCCACAGAAGAAAAGUUCCUGCGACGAGUAA
This is a messenger RNA of Strongylus vulgaris, 447 nucleotides long. NCBI's taxonomy places the organism in Eukaryota, Metazoa, Nematoda, Chromadorea, Rhabditida, Strongylidae. The record is from the annotation of a GenBank genome assembly.